Molecule: messenger RNA, 895 nt
Organism: Vigna umbellata (rice bean)
Lineage: Eukaryota; Viridiplantae; Streptophyta; Magnoliopsida; Fabales; Fabaceae
Source: RefSeq, a predicted model, not a curated record
AUGGCGCCUAGACUCCCUCCUCCACCUCAGCCUAACGAGCCCGAUACGUCCAACAGCACAAGGUUGAUGGAGACUGUGAUUGAUAGACUGCAGCAUCAAAAUAUUACUUUAAUGGAGCAGAAUGCCACGCUGAUGCAGCAGAAUCAGAACGCCAUGCAGAGCUUGGAGGCCGCUCGCGCCAGCUCUGAGACUACACAGCGGCAAUUAAUGGAAAUUCUUGCUGAAACCAGGGGCACGCCGGGGGCGUCCUCUUCUAAUGCUACGACACAUGCUGAGUGGAGUUUGGAAAGCUUCCUUCAACACCGCCCAGCCAAGUUCAGUGGGACGUGCCUUCCUGAUGAGGCAGACCAGUGGCUGCGUGACAUGGAAAGGAUUUAUAACGCUAAGAUGUGCCCAGAUGAGAACCGCUUAGCAUUCACAGAAUACCUUCUGACUGGAGAAGCGAGCCACUGGUGGGCGAGCGUGAGGGCCAUAUUAACGGACGCUCACAGUCCUAUUACAUGGGAAGUUUUCAAAAGCAAAUUCUAUGAAGAAUAUUUUCCAGAUAGCGUCCGUUUCGCCAAAGAGGUGGAGUUCCUACAGUUGACACAAGGAGGGAUGACCGUUUCUGAGUAUACGAACAAGUUUAAGCACUUGGUUUGUUUUAAUACCAUGGCAACCAGUGCGGAGUGGCAGUGUAGAAAAUUUGAGAAUGGUUUGAGGAGCGAUCUAAAGGUGUUAAUCUCCAGCCUGUGUAUCCGUUCAUUUCCUGCAAUGGUUGAGAGAGCAAAGGUGUUGGAGAAGAACAUGGCUGAAGCCGAACAGCGUAAGAAGCAACAGACUUCCAGGGGACCGAUACUAACAAGACCAAAUCUGACUCGGAAUAGUACUCCAUACGCGCGUCCAGGACAGUCAA